Papaver somniferum (opium poppy) is the source of this 1071-nucleotide messenger RNA. RefSeq lists its product as uncharacterized. The coding region runs from base 106 to 879 and encodes 257 amino acids. Gene Ontology annotation, biological process: RNA processing. The transcript has 2 exons. Lineage: Eukaryota; Viridiplantae; Streptophyta; Magnoliopsida; Ranunculales; Papaveraceae. The record is from RefSeq and is a predicted model, not a curated record.
AAAAGAAUUUGUUUGGAGAAAUUAGCAUUAUGGGCUGGUAAUGAUGUUUCAAUUCCUUCAUUGGGUGCUUUGUUUGGACAAAGAUUAGCUUCUUGGUUUGAAGCUAUGGGUACUCCUGUUGAUUCUUCCCUGUUUCUAUGCCAUUGCCAAAGAUGUGAAUCGAUUCUUCAACCCGGUUCUAACUGUAUUGUUAGAAUUGAAAGAAAUGGAACGAAGAAGAAGAAACAGCGCAAAAAUGCAAGUGUUCCAUCGCAAAACAUGGUUGUUUAUACAUGCAACUUUUGUUCACAUAGAAACCUAAAAAGAGGGACCUGGAAGAAUCAUAUGAAAGAGUUAUUACUUGCAAAACUGAAACACAUUUUAUGUGAAGAGAAGCAAUUAAAUUUGGUAAAAACUAAAGCGGACGAAGGUAAGGUAGAUAUGAAUGUGGAGGCAAUAGUUUGUACAGAAAAUGUGGCAGGAUUUAAAGAUGUCGUUGAUCGGAUACGUUCAAGGUCUGGAAAAGCUAUUGAGAGCAAUAAAGAGUUAAGCAAGACUGCACAAGAGCUAGUACCCAUUGUAGAAUCAGAAACAAAGGUCACUGAGAUGGAUUACGAAGUUUAUAAAGAUGUCCCCAGUGAAAAAAGCCCGGCAACUCCAUUGAAUAGAGUGCCGAUGCUUUUGCUAGAUGCAAAGCGGAGAAAUAGAAACAGGUCUAACAAUAGGUCUUAUAAUAAUCAGGCUGCAAAUGAAAGUAACCCUACAACCACGGAUGCAAAAAUAGUUUCAGGAAGUUCGACUAAAAGAAGAAGGAAAUCAUGGUCUAGUUUGAAGGAGUUAGCUGAAGCUAAUGAGCAGAAGAAUGACGUUGUUAAUCUAAUAAUCCCGUUUCGUCUAUGAAAAGGUAUCUAUGGUCAUAUGAAAGCGGAUUUUAUUAACGCUCAAGUGAAGGUUUUUGCUUAAAAGUUUUAGUUCGGAGAGGAGAAAUGUAGACACAUGAGAAGUCAAAUCGGUUUCUCUCAGAUGUCGUUCUUGUGUGUGCAGUUUCAGCUCACUCUAAUAUAAACAGUCGUCAAAAGACUCAGCAGAUGC